Menidia menidia (Atlantic silverside) is the source of this 2907-nucleotide messenger RNA. The record is from the annotation of a GenBank genome assembly. NCBI's taxonomy places the organism in Eukaryota, Metazoa, Chordata, Actinopteri, Atheriniformes, Atherinopsidae.
UUUAAGGCGAGGGGGCGUGUCGACGAGGGGGUCGUCCCGUGCGUUUGAAUAUACAGUAGUUCGGCAGGGCUGGAACACGGUUGCGUCGGAUGUUUUUUUAGCCUAACGAGGCGCACACGGAGGGGCGCUGGGUCUGUAGCCGUCGCAAAACGCUCCUGGGCCGGGUUCCCAUGUAGCAUUUGUUCGCUAGCCCUUUAGCUAGGACGCCGCUUCCGCCCGUCGCGUGCUCAUACAAACGAGCGAAAGGGACCUAGCUCUCUCAACGGGAACAUGGACUUGCACAUACUGGACCACAGGCUGCGGGUCACCAGCAUAUCCAAAAGCGGGCUGGUUCAUUUCACGCACCCGCUCAUAAAGCUCAUAUUCCUCCGCAACAGGACGAGAUGUAAAUUUUUCAGCCUGACUGAAACACCAGAAAACUACACGGUCGUCCUUGACGAGGAAGGAUUCAAAGAGCUGCAGCCGUCAGAACACCUCCAGGUGGAGACCUCCACCUGGCUGCCGCUCAACGUGGUUUCCAACGGCAACGUCUCCAGCAGCUCGCAGGCGGUGGGCGUGACCAAGAUCGCCAAGUCGGUCAUCGCCCCCCUCGCCCAGCAGCACGUCUCCGUCUUCAUGCUCUCCACGUACCAGACCGACUUCAUCCUGGUGAAAGAGAAAGAUCUGUCGGUGGUCAUCAGCACCCUGGAGGAGGAGUUCAACAUUUACAAAGAGGUGGAGGGAGAGUCGGUCCCCGUGGGCUGUCAGGAUGUUUCCAACGGCCUCCAGAAGAACGGCAAAGAAGCCAUCCGGCCCACGGUCCACCCGGUGCUGAUCCCGCAGAACCAGUUCUGCGUGAUGUCCCUGGACCCGGACACGCUGCCCGCCAUCGCCACCACCCUCAUCGACGUCCUCUUUUAUUCCAACGGCCCCAAUGAAGACACCCAGUCGUCUCCAAGCAAGGACUGUAUCAAAUUCUUCUCCUUCUCCCUCAUUGAUGGAUACAUCUCACUGGUGAUGGACACUGAGGCUCAGAGACAAUUUCCUGCCGACCUUCUGUUCACCAGCUCCUCCGGGGAACUGUGGAGAAUGGUCCGCAUCGGGGGACAGCCACUGGGCUUUGAUGAGUGCGGUAUCGUGGCCCAGAUUUCUCAGCCCCUGGCCGACUGCGACAUUUCCGCCUAUUAUAUAAGCACCUUCAGCUUUGACCAUGCUCUGGUUCCUGAGGAGGACAUCGUGAGUGUGACGGACAUGCUGCAGCACCACAGGAAAGAAGCAGCCACCAGCUGAUUUCUGAAGUAGGAACUGAGCCUGGUGAUCCAUUCUCAGUAUCUCCGGCUACACCUAUCCCCCCCCGGGAUGGGAGGGGGGGGGGUAGCGAGCUGUUAGCAAAGGGAGGCUAACUCUGUGCCUAGAUUAGCACUGCAUCGCCAGCAGUAUUAACUACUAAGAACUCGCCAUGAACACCACAAGGUUUGCCUACGAUUUUUUCCCGUCUUGGCGGGAAAUACCAAGUCCCCCGAGGGGGGGGGGGUCCCCAAGCACAUCCCCUCGCGCCCCGAACCCCACCUCCAGACACAAAACCCGCUUUCUCCAAUAUUCAAGCAGGAGGUCGGGCAUAAAAAUACAAAAAAAAAAAACGUUUACAUGUGAGGAUGUGAAGUAAAAUCUUUCAAAUUGAGCCUCCUGCAGCAUCCCACCCUCACAUCCCACGUUAAGAGUGAGACCGAUGCUGGAAUUCAGGAUACGUCCUCCAGUGUAUGAGUGGGACAUGUUUCUCGUUGUUCAAUUGACCCAAAAUGACUAAUUUAUCAUCUGUCUGCCAAUACCUGACCCAGCCAUGACUGAAUCCGCUUUGAGAGGUGUGAGCAAAAUGUAUAUAGAUUCAUAACAAUACAGAAUGGGUUCCUCAACUCAGAUUAGGACUCUUAACUCCUCUGCUUCGUUUUUGUUUUUUUCCCUUUGUCGUAGUACUCAAACUUCUAACUCCAAGAGACGGGAAAUAGAAAAAAAAGUUUACGAAAUAGUUCAAGUUUUGCAGAAAUGUGUUCCUCACUCAUUUCGAUAGUUUCUCUGAUCUUUGCACGAUCUGGUCUUGGUAUUAAAUGGUGUGAAAGGCUUGGAACAAUUUCCAUCCGUCUCGAUUGUUUUCCACUUGUCGAAUGGCCUGAUGGAAGCAGUUAGGGUUGCCAUAGUGAUUUCCCUCUGCUCCUUCAUCGUGGGGGGGCUUUAACCAAAUGGCCCCAUUGAAGUAAAAAGUAUUUUCUCCUGCAAAAACAAAGAUUAAGCUAACAGUAUUUAAUUAUUUUUCAGGGAAAUUUUUAAAGAUUUCAGCCUUUGACCCAUGUGUAAGUCAUAUACUAUCAGUUUUGCAAUGUCAUCUUUUUUUUUUUUCUUUUAUUCAAGACAGUACACAAAAGAGGCACUUUCAUUUAAUUUUUCUAUACUUUUAAUACGCCAAACUGUUUUCUUUCUGUCGAACUUAAACAUGUAGCUUAAUAUCAAGGUCACGUGAGAUCUUACCCCCCUGAAUGGUUUUCAUGCAAAAGAAAAAUAAAAAAAGGGGCAUAUUUUUAGGGAGGCUUUCACUUACUUACAGAUUGUUAUAAAUGUAAGACUUUGUUUUGUUAAAGGUCAGCAUUUUCUUACCGGAACGUUAUACAAGGUCAAUAACACUACGUCUUAUUUUUUUGUUAUUUGCACAGUAAACCUUUGGAUUUAGUGAAUAUCACAUAGAUGUUUUCUUUUGGUACAGUUCUAUUUUCUACAAUCGGAAGCAUUCUGUAAGCAUUUGUUCAUUUUGUGCUGCUUCGUUCAAUUAAAAAGCUGAUAAACCUUGAAAGGACACGGCUGCUUUUUGUUUUUUCUGAACAGAUAAGUUCUGGAAUGAUUUGCGGUUGUCAGCGGUAACUCCUGCCGACUAUCUCA